CUAAUGGAGCUCAUGCCUCUCCCUCUCUACGUAAGCCUACGGGAACUCGGUAAAGGAGAAGUUUGGGAGAAAAACGUUGCCAUUCUACGUGUAUGGAUGGAUAUGGCCUCCAGUUGAAGAAGUACGAAAAAACUGGCGAAAUGCCGAGGAAUCCUGACAAAAAAGUAAAGUAAAAGUGGAGCAGGCAUCGAGUGUGAGAUUUUCUGUUUCGUUUUAAUGCGUAAAGUUUUAGUUGGAAGGACAGGAGCGAAGAAGAGAAGCGGAAUUUACCGGUGACAUUUUCUCUCUCCUUUUUCCCUAAAAGAAAAGGACGUAACACCGAAUGCACUGAUCUCAGGUUAAGUUGGUGUGUGUAGAGUGAGAAAAGAGAAGAACCGAAAAUAAAAGUGUUUUUUUUUUUUUUUUUUUUUUUUUAACUCCACAAAUAUUCUGGACAAAGAACUAUGGCAAAGAAAUACGACUUCCUCUUUAAAUUGCUGCUUAUUGGUGAUAGCGGGGUGGGAAAAACAUGUCUGAUCAUCCGUUUUGCAGAGGACAACUUUAAUUCAACAUACAUAUCAACUAUCGGUAUUGACUUUAAAGUGAAGACCAUUGAGGUCGAAGGGAAGAAAGUCAAGUUGCAAGUCUGGGACACAGCAGGGCAGGAGAGAUUUAAGACCAUCACUACAGCUUAUUACAGAGGAGCUAUGGGUAUCAUCCUUGUGUACGACAUCACUGAUGAGAAAUCCUUUGAGAACAUUCAAAACUGGAUGAAGAGUAUCAGAGAGAAUGCAUCGGCAGGAGUGAGUCGGAUGCUGCUGGGCAACAAGUGUGACAUCGAAGCCAAGAGAAAGGUGUCUAAGGAGAUGGGCGAGAAGCUCGCAAAGGACCAUGGGAUUCGGUUCUUUGAGACAAGUGCAAAGUCCAGCAUCAAUGUUGAGGAGUCCUUCAUUGCUCUGGCUCGAGAUAUCUUGAUGAAAUCUAGCAUGAAGCAGGGCGCAUCUGGCCGUGAAGUCAAACUCACCAGCACUACCCCAGAGAAAAAGCCAUCCAAGUGUCUUUUGUUGUAAUCGCAUCAGCAGCAGACACUCCAGACCCAGCACACUCCAACAAUGCAGCAGUAUUACACACAGAUGGAUUAUUAAGUCUAGAACAUUGUGGAAAUUUAGCAAAAUGUGUAAACUGACCUAAAUGAUAAAACCCUACAUAAAAGAUAUCUUUUUAGGAUUUUUGUGAAGGUUUACUGUAAACAGGUUUAUUUACCUUAUCACAACAGCUCUGUAGUCGGGUUUGAGUUAUUCUACAUUUGCACACUUUCAUAUUUCUGCUGGAGUUUAUUGCUUCUGUUUUGUAAACAGCUUCAUUUGCAAUUUUUUGGCGUGAAAAGGAAAUUGCGUCACAUCACUGCUAGCAGGAAUUAAGAGGAAACAUGAAGGGCAAAUUAUGGAGGGAACAUAGGAAAAUAAGUGUUGAGGUAAAUGGAAGGACAUAAUGAACUACAGAAAGGACAUAAUGAACUACAGAGUGUUAUAAGCAAGUGAGGUUGUAUUGUUGUAAAAGUGUUUGUGAGAGAAAGUGGUGUUUAGAAAACUGUUGCUUUUGUUUUUUUGCAUAUAAAAAAGCACAGCACUGUGUAGUCUCAUAGCAGUACCCCCCCCCACACACACACACAUUCAUUUCAGAGAACAUAUUUCUUUUUCUGGAUAGCUGCUUUUAAGCUGCUUUGAAUAAACUGUAAAAUAUGCAAAGUCUGCAACUCUGAGUCUGGAAAUCCUUCUACAUUCCCAAAGUGUCUGACUUUCAUAUGUGGCUCUCACCAAAUUGUUAUAUUACAAGUUAAACCGGUCUAUUUUGUAUUCUUUUUGACUGUAUGGAUCACUGCGUAUAAAAGCUGACAAUAAAGUUGCAUUUUUGCCUUCUA
Messenger RNA from Hemibagrus wyckioides, 1900 nucleotides. RefSeq names its product RAB13, member RAS oncogene family (gene rab13). Gene Ontology annotation, biological process: regulation of exocytosis; protein localization to plasma membrane; cellular response to insulin stimulus. Lineage: Eukaryota; Metazoa; Chordata; Actinopteri; Siluriformes; Bagridae. Gene Ontology annotation, molecular function: GTPase activity; GTP binding. The record is from RefSeq and is a predicted model, not a curated record. The transcript has 8 exons. Gene Ontology annotation, cellular component: endosome; plasma membrane; trans-Golgi network transport vesicle. Bases 444 to 1049 code for a protein of 201 amino acids.